AUGAGUAGGAAAGUGGUGGUUGUGGCCGUCACUGCUGCAACGGUUGCAGCGGCUGUAAUAAUAGGUCGGUGGAUGCGUAGGAAGGAGCGGCGGCGGAAACAGACGCAGCGCAUUUUGAGGAAAUUUGCUAGAGAAUGUGCUACGCCGGUUUCGAAGCUGUGGACGGUGGCGGAAGCCAUGGUCGCCGAUAUGGCCGCCUCUCUCGCAGCCACCACCGCCGCCGAGAGUCGCGGUUCCCUCAACAUGCUCGUUUCGUUCGCCGGUUCUCUCCCUUCAGGUGAUGAGAAGGGGUUACAUUAUGGAGCAAACUUGCGAGGCAAGGAACUUCUAUUGUUACGUGGAACUUUAGGAGGUAACGAAGAGCCUAUUUCCGAUAUACAUAAGCAGGAGAUUUCGAUCCCUAAGGAUGUUUUAAAUGGUUCUUUCAAGGAGUUGUGCGAUUUCAUAUCCUUGGAGCAAGUUAAAUUCCGUGGGAUGAAUCCUGGCGAAGAAACUGAAGACGUUAAGAAUCUAGGGUUUACGUUAACACGCUAUGUCGAGGAGAUUAGAUCAGGUUCAAUCUCGGCUAUACAUAGAAAGAGUUUAGCAGAUGGUGAUGAUGACAAGGUUUUGAAGGAGUUUGUGAAUGAUAUGAAUGAAUCAUUGGAUAGACACGGUCUGAAAAUUCGGAUGAACAUGGCGCUGGUGGAUGACACAAUAGGAAUAUUAGCUGGAGGAAGGUACUAUCACAAGGAUACUGUGGCUGCGGUUACUUUAGGUAUGGGAACCAACGCUGCUUACAUCGAACAAGCUCAAGAGGUUUUGAGAUGGAAAUCAACGAUACCAAACGAGCAACAAGAGAUUGUUAUUAGCACCGAGUGGGGAGAUUUCAGAUCUUGUCAUCUUCCUCUAACUGAAUUUGAUGCUGCUCUUGAUGCGGAAAGCUUGAAUCCAGGAAGCCACGUAUUUGAGAAGAUGGUGUCUGGAGGAUACUUAGGGGACAUAGUGAGAAGAGUUUUGCUAAGAAUGUCUGAAGAAUCUGCUCUAUUUGGAGAUAUACUGCCUCCAAAGCUCAAAACUCCUUACAUUUUAGGGUCGCCGGAUAUGGCUGCCAUGCAUCAAGAUAUAUCUGAAGACCGAGACAUCGUAAACAAAAAGCUCAAGGAAGUUUUCGGGAUCAUGGACUCAACUCUUGCGGCGAGAGAAGUGGUGGUUGAAGUGUGCGAUGUAGUAGCGGAAAGAGCGGCUCGUGUGGCAGGAGCAGGAAUAGUUGGGAUGAUAAAGAAGCUGGGAAGGUUGGAGAAGAAGAUGAGCAUUGUAAUAGUUGAAGGAGGACUUUAUGAUCAUUACAGGGUAUUUAGAAACUAUCUUCAUAGCAGUGUUUGGGAAAUGCUUGGCGACGAGUUAUCAGAUCAUGUCGUCAUCGAACAUUCUCACGGUGGAUCUGGUGCCGGAGCCCUUUUCUUUGCCGCUUGCGGUAACGUCAAAAUCUAGAUGUGAAACAAAAAAUGACAAUCAGAGCGAAUAUCAUUAUUUAUUUAAAUUCUAUUUUAAUGUUAGCUUCUAAAUAUUAUUUUUCGAUCUGUUGCAUCACUUGCAAGAAACUAAAUGCUAUUUAAAUAGUUAGUUUCACAUUUCUUCUUUAGUAUUUCUACUUGUCCACUUGCACUAUAUUAAAAGUCUACUAUCAAUCAUUAAUUUAUAUAAUUAUUAUUCUUUUCUAUUCAUAAAAUGUGUCAGUUACACACUUUUCACACAUAUGAAAAAAUGAUUAAAAUACACUAAUGUUUUAUUUAACUACGUCUAUAUUUGAGAUAUAUAAAUUUAUUUAUUAGAUCAAUAAAUAAGUAUAAAUUGCACUAAAAUUAUAAAACAACACUAUUUUUGUAACAAGAAAAAAUGGUAAAGUGACUUUUUAAAGGAAUGUAAGGAGUAAUAAACUGUUUUCUCUAGAACUUAGAUUUUUUGGAUAUAGAAACAUUAAAUAAACUUUCGGUAAUAAAACCAUUACUAGACUAAGUGAGAUUCCACAUAUUGAUCAAUGAUCAGAGUUAAAAAACAUAUGAUCUUGGGCGCUUUGAUGAUGCUAGAGCCCACUCUGUUGUAACAAAAGUAAUAAUAUGUAACUGCAAGUAUAAUGGUGAGAUGAAACAGCCCACAUAACACAAAGCCCAUUGGGCUUUUCAAGUAAUGUUUGUCUUAGGGUCAGCCCUUGACUCUACACUUGAGUCUCACUGUUCCUUUCACAACACUUCCAGAGAGAGAGAGAGAGAUCAGGAGAAUGGCGACGGCGAUUAUACGCUCAGCUCUUUCCCGAGCAGCGAUCACCGCAGCUCCGAAGACAUCCCUUGCCCCCAAGCGAAGAUUCUCAUCUUCUGCCGGCCUUGACGAUGCUUAUGAAUCUGGAAAGUGGGAGAGCAUAACAUACUUGGGCAUUUUCAACGUAUCCUUAUAUGCACAUCCGUAACAAGGAGUUUCCUUGGGGUCCAGACGGUCUGUUUGAGGUGAAGCACAACGAAGGGCACUGAGAUGUUGCGUCUUUGCAAUAGUCUCGUCUUAGUUCACUUGUUAGGACUUAAUAUGCUUUAUCGGAUUUGUUUUAUAACUUUUGUCAGAUAUUUGCUAUUCUAAUCUCCUUUCAUGUGCUGGAAUAUAAGAAUAUGCUACUUUGUUUUGUGUCAUCAUUAAAGACUCUGAUUCAAUCUCA
Molecule: messenger RNA, 2686 nt
Organism: Brassica rapa (field mustard)
Lineage: Eukaryota; Viridiplantae; Streptophyta; Magnoliopsida; Brassicales; Brassicaceae
Product: probable hexokinase-like 2 protein
Biological process (GO): carbohydrate metabolic process; intracellular glucose homeostasis
Cellular component (GO): mitochondrion; cytosol
Molecular function (GO): ATP binding; hexokinase activity; D-glucose binding
Source: RefSeq, a predicted model, not a curated record